UUGCGAACCCCCUAAAACCCUGGGAAGUGGUGCCACCCCACUACAAAUAAGAUGCCCCAAAUAUCAAGCCUUCGCCUCCUCCUAUUCUCCUCCGCCAAUCCCUUAACUCGUAAACCACCACUCUCCCUUUCUCAUCUCUUCAAACACAAACCCCCACUUUCUUCAAAACCUCGUCUUCUCUUUGCCACAUUCUCUUCAUAUUCAAGAAGACCAAAGAACAUCGAAGGCACAAGUUCGUUGAGUGGUGCAAGAAGGCGGAUUAGUUCCAAGACGGAUAAAGGGAAGUUGGCAAUGGAAGAGAGUAGCACUAAGGAUGAAUCUGUUGCUGGGUUUAAUAAAAGAAGGGCUGAGGGUAAAGAUAAGAAUGAUGGCCCCAAAAAGAACCUUCAACGCAAAGUCCGCAAGCUUAACCCAACUAAUACUACUUCAUACGUCCAGAUUCUUGGGACUGGCAUGGAUACUCAAGAUACAGCACCCUCAGUUCUUCUCUUCUUUGAUAAACAGAGGUUUAUUUUUAAUGCUGGAGAAGGAUUGCAACGCUUCUGCACAGAGCACAAAAUUAAGCUGUCAAAGAUAGAUCACAUAUUUCUAUCACGAGUCUGUUCAGAAACAGCCGGUGGACUCCCAGGUCUUUUAUUAACUUUGGCUGGCAUGGGAGAAGAAGGAAUGUCUGUCAAUUUAUGGGGUCCUUCUGAUCUCAAGUACUUGGUCGAUGCAAUGAAAUCAUUCAUCCCAAAUGCUGCCAUGGUCCAUGCAAGGAGUUUUAGUGAUGAUCUCUUUGUUGCUAUUAAUGAUGAGGUUGUCAAAAUAUCUGCUGUUCUGUUGCGACCACGUAACUCAAAAGUGUGUGACCUGACAAAGGAAGGAUCCUCUAAGCCGGAUGAUUCCACAGCUGAGUUUGCAUUAAAGCCUGGGGAUCUUUCGGUGGUUUAUAUCUGUGAGUUGCCUGAAAUUAAGGGAAAAUUUGAUCCAAACAAGGCUGUUGCUCUUGGUUUGAGGCUUGGCCCAAAAUGCCGUGAAUUGCAACUUGGGAAUUCAGUACAGUCAGAUCGCCAAGACAUUAUGGUUCACCCCAGUGAUGUAUUGGGGCCUUCUGUUCCUGGUCCUAUUGUACUCGUUGUUGACUGCCCAACACCAUCCCAUCUGCAAGAAUUGUCGUCUAUACAUUCUCUCACUCCAUAUUACUCAUAUCCGUCAGAACAAUCCAAGGAAACGUGCAAAAAGGUUGAUUGUGUGAUACACCUUAGUCCUGCUUCCGUAACAUGUACAACUGAAUAUCAACAAUGGAUGUCAAGAUUUGGUGAGGCGCAGCACAUCAUGGCAGGGCAUCAGCCGAAGAAUGUUGAAAUUCCAAUUCUGAAGUCGAGUGCAAGAAUCGCCACAAGACUUAACUAUUUGUGCCCUCAAUUCUUUCCGUCGCCUGGUUUUUGGUCCCUUCCGCAGUUGAAGAGCUUACCUUCAGUCUCUAAGGCCCCAAGUGAGUUCUCUCUUCCAGCUUCAUGUGAAGUUAUUACGGCAGAGAACCUCCUCAAGUUUUGUCUUCGCCCGUAUGCGCAGCUUGGAUUAGACAGAUCUGUUAUUCCUGAAAUUACUUCUCGGCCAAAAAUCAUAGAAGACUUAAUUUCAGAAAUUCCUGAAAUUGUGGAUGCUUCCAAGCAUAUUACCCAACUGUUGCACGGCAACAACAUUGCAAAUGGUGGCAGCAUGACUUUGCAGGGCAACAGUGCUAUGACGGAAGAGCCCUGGCUGGAUGAAACUGCACUACCUAGUUGUUUGGAAGGUAUAACAAGAGAGGAUAUGGAGAUUGUUCUUCUUGGAACUGGUUCUUCCCAGCCUUCAAAAUAUCGAAAUGUUACUUCUAUUUUUAUCAAUCUUUUCUUGAAAGGAAGUAUUCUGUUAGAUUGUGGUGAAGGAACGUUGGGACAGCUAAAAAGAAGAUUUGGCGUUGAGGGUGCUGAUGAAGCUGUAAAGGGUUUGACGUGCAUUUGGAUUUCUCAUAUUCAUGCUGAUCAUCAUACUGGUCUUGCAAGAAUACUUGCUCUCCGACGCGAUUUGCUCAGUGGAACUCCUCAUCAACCUUUACUUGUUGUGGGCCCACGGCAGCUUAAGACAUACCUUGAUGCAUACCAAAAACUUGAGGAUCUAGAUAUGCAGUUCCUCGAUUGUAGGCAUACCACAGAAGCUUCAUUGAAGACUUUUGAGUCAAGUGAGAACAAGGAUGUAAAUGGGAGUGCAUGUGUAAAAAAUUACCAAAAGAACAGUUCUAACUUAUUUGCUAAAGGGAGCCGUAUGGAGAGUCAUUGGAAGAGGCCAGGCAGUCCAGUUGAUGCUUCGUUGGCAUUCCCAUUGCUGACAACGUUAAAGAAAAUUCUCAGAGAAGCAGGAUUAGAGGAAUUGAUUAGCUUUCCUGUUGUUCAUUGUCCACAAGCAUAUGGCGUUGUCCUGAAGGCUGCGGAUAGGACUAAUAGCACUGGGAAGAAGAUACCAGGGUGGAAAAUUGUUUACUCUGGCGACACUAGGCCUUGCCCAGAACUAGUUGAAGCUUCCCGUGGGGCCACAGUUCUUAUUCAUGAGGCUACCUUUGAAGAUGGCAUGGUGGAAGAAGCCAUAGCAAGAAAUCAUAGCACAACACAGGAAGCCAUCGAAGUAGGGGACUCUGCUGGAGCAUAUCGAAUCAUCCUGACUCAUUUCAGUCAAAGAUACCCUAAAAUCCCAGUUUUUGACGAAUCACACAUGCACAAAACAAGCAUUGCUUUUGAUAUGAUGAGUGUUAACUUAGCAGACUUACCCAUGCUUCCCAGAGUUCUUCCAUACCUUAAAAUGCUAUUUCGUGAUGAAAUGAUAGUUGAUGAAUCAGAUGAUGUCAAUGUUGCUACAGCAGCAGCUGUUUGAAUUAUUAACACACACGACUCACAAUUAUUAGGAGUUGCAUCAUAGUGGAUUUGUUGAUUUUUAGAACUGUACAAUUUGUAUUUUUGUGUUGACAAUCACCUGCUCGUCUCAUAGUCAAUCAGUAUUUGUUCUA
Molecule: messenger RNA, 3025 nt
Organism: Lycium barbarum (goji berry)
Lineage: Eukaryota; Viridiplantae; Streptophyta; Magnoliopsida; Solanales; Solanaceae
Product: tRNase Z TRZ3, mitochondrial-like
Exons: 12
Coding region: 52-2892 (946 amino acids)
Biological process (GO): mitochondrial tRNA 3'-end processing
Cellular component (GO): mitochondrion
Molecular function (GO): 3'-tRNA processing endoribonuclease activity
Source: RefSeq, a predicted model, not a curated record